Messenger RNA from Strongyloides ratti, 1485 nucleotides. RefSeq names its product Major facilitator superfamily and Major facilitator superfamily domain, general substrate transporter and Major facilitator superfamily domain-containing protein. The transcript has 2 exons. The coding region runs from base 1 to 1485 and encodes 494 amino acids. Gene Ontology annotation, molecular function: transmembrane transporter activity. NCBI's taxonomy places the organism in Eukaryota, Metazoa, Nematoda, Chromadorea, Rhabditida, Strongyloididae. Gene Ontology annotation, cellular component: lysosomal membrane. The record is from RefSeq and is a predicted model, not a curated record. Gene Ontology annotation, biological process: transmembrane transport.
AUGGUUUUUGUAAAAAAAUUAUCUUCACUUUUAAAUAAUAAAGUCGAUGAUAAUGAAACAAAUUGGUUAUCCAUUUAUAUAGCUAGUGUUUUAGCAUUUUCAGCUUCUGUUCAAUGUUCAUUAUAUUUUAGCUCAAUGUGGCCUUUUAUGACUGUUCUUGAUUCGAACGCAUCAUCAACAUUUUUUGGUUAUGCUAUUGCAUCAUAUUCUGUUGGAAAUAUUAUUCUUUCUCCACUUUUUGGUUGGUGGAGUAAUAAAACUGGAACUAUAAAACCACCUGUAUACUUUGGUUUAUAUGCCCAAUUACUUGGAAAUUUUAUUUAUAUGAAUCUUGAAUGGUUUCCUGUUGGGGCAAAAUAUGGUAUGAUUGUAGCUAGACUUUUUACAGGUAUUGGUUCAGCAACUAUAACACUUUUUAAAGCAUACGGUGCAUCAGGAUCAAGUAUUAAGGAUAGAUCUAUAGCAAUUGCUUAUAUAACAAGUGGUGUAGCAAUUGGAUUAGCUAUUGGACCAGUAUUUAAUUUAUUAUUUACACCAAUUGGCUAUCCUGGUUUUACUUUUUUAGGAAUAAAAUUUAAUAUGUAUACAUUACCAGCUAUAGGUUCUGUUAUUACAAAUGCUAUUAGUAUUAUUAUUAUGAAAUAUCUUUUUAUUGAACAUUAUGCUGGUGUUGCUAAUAAAGAUGGAAAAGAAUCAGAAAAUUAUCAAAUUAUUCCAAAAUAUGAUAAAAUUGCUGUUUUUGUUAUUUUUGCCACGAGAUUUUGUCAAUUUUUUGUUUUUACAAAUCUUGAAGCAUUAAAUUCUCCUAUUUCUUUAAUGAUUUUUGGAUGGACUAAAAAACAAUCAAUCACAAUAUUAUCUAUUUCUCAAGGAUUUCUUGGUCUUAGUGCUUUUAUAGUAUAUUUUAUUUAUAUAAUUUUUAAACUUGAUAGAUUUAUUAAAUACAGGCUUAAUUGUAUUGGAGGUAUUUUAUGUCUAUUAAUAUUUCAUAUAAUAACUUUUUCAUAUCCAUUUUUACCAAAAGUUAUUACUUAUCAUUCUCUAAAUAUUACAAAUAAUGAUACAGAAGUAAUUGGUUGUGAUAUUGAUAUGUAUCCAUGGUGUGAAUACAUUACAAAAAUGAAUCCUUGGAUUUAUCUUAUUUCAUUUUCAAUAAUUGUUGGGAUGGGAUUUCCAAUAAUUAAUAUUGCUAUGAAUACACUAUUUUCAAAAAUAUUAGGACCUAGAAGGCAAGGAACACAGCAAGGAUUUAUGCAAAUGUUUGGUGGUUGUGGUCAAUUAAUUGGACCUAUAGUAACAAGUACCAUAUAUACAAAUUUUGGUCCACGUUACGUUUGGAUAACAGAAAUAAUAUUUAUUACAUUAACAAUAUCAUUAUGGUUAAUUUUUUUCAAAAGAAUGGUACCAUUAAAAUUUGGAAAUAAUAAAGUCUCUGAUAUUAAUAAAAAAAAUAGUUGUAAAAUAACGAAAAAAGAUAUUAUGUAA